Molecule: messenger RNA, 3048 nt
Organism: Talaromyces atroroseus
Lineage: Eukaryota; Fungi; Ascomycota; Eurotiomycetes; Eurotiales; Trichocomaceae
Exons: 1
Coding region: 1-3048 (1015 amino acids)
Biological process (GO): intracellular calcium ion homeostasis; calcium ion transmembrane transport
Cellular component (GO): membrane
Molecular function (GO): calcium channel activity; calcium ion binding
Source: RefSeq, a predicted model, not a curated record
AUGCAGCAGGGUCGUCCUGGGAUCACCCAGAAACGCUUCUCAGCAAACAAAUUCCACGCGCUGCCCGAUGACAGCAACAGCAACAACAACAACAACAACAUGGCGAAUCCCAAUGACGCUACUAUCGACAUUCCCUUAACCGCCGUGCCCAGCAACAAAGGCACCGGUGCCCGCAAGAACAACAGCAGCAACAACAACAUCGCGGCCUUUCCAAGCUAUCCCAACGGGGGCCAGAAUACAGGGUUCGACAAUGUCGAAAAAUCAGCCCAGCAAGCACCAUUUCGACCGGGUCCUGGCCGGCGAAGAAAGACCAAUCUCGGAGAUCAGUCCCUGCACGAGGAUGAUGGGAAAACCACGCUCAACCGCAUGGGCCAAUUCUACUAUGCCAUCCUCAACUUCUCCGUCGUCACUCGCUACUUCAUCUAUGUCUCGCCGUUUGUGUUGAUAAUCGCCAUCCCCAUCAUUGUUGGCGCUACGGCCGCGCCCCAUGCGGCCAUUGGCGGCGUCAGAAUCGUCUGGUUUUUCACCUGGAUCGAAGUCGUCUGGGUCAGUCUGUGGGUAUCCAAGAUUCUUGCCCAUUUCUUGCCGUUUUUGUUCCAAUUCUUUGCGGGCUUCGCCAGCGCCGGCAUCAAGAAGUAUGCGCUUAUUCUGAAGGCGCUGGAGAUCCCCAUUUCGCUGCUGGGAUGGUCCAUUGUCUCCUUGGCUACGUUUAUUCCUAUCAUGACUGAAAACCCCGACCAGCGCGCUGCGGGUGAUACGGGAGAAAAGGCCUGGGAGGGCACUAUCAAACAGAUCCUUUUCGCCCUGCUUAUCUGUGCUCUGAUCUUCCUGGUCGAGAAAGCUAUUAUCCAGAUGAUCUCUGUGAGCUACCAUCGGAAGCAGUAUGAUCUCAGAAUCAAGGAGUCCAAGCAUAAUGUCGAGUUGCUGGGCUUUCUCUAUGAAGCCUCCCGCGCCAUGUUUCCCGAAUACUGCAGGGAGUUUAUGGAGGAAGACCAGAUCAUAUCGGCCACUAUCAUUGGCGCCAAUAAAAAGGACAGCGCUGGUCGUGGAGACUCGGUCAACCCGCUCCGCCUGAUUCGCAAUGUGGGACGCAAUGUUGGCCGUGUCGGUGACAAGGUCACCGCUGUGUUUGGUAAUGUCGCCUCGGAGAUCACUGGCAGGCAUUACGAGGGGGGAUCUGCCCAUUCCGUGGUUACUCAUGCCUUGGAGAAGCGGCACGCGUCUGAAGCGCUAGCCAAGCGUAUUUGGAUGUCCUUCGUUGUCGAGGGAAGAGACGCUCUGUUUGAAGAAGACAUUGUCGAGGUCAUGGGCGCCACUCGCGAGGCCGAGGCGCGCGAAUGCUUCCACAUCCUGGACCGCGACGGCAACGGCGAUGUCAGCAUGGAGGAGAUGAUUCUCACCGUGGCCGAGUUUGGGCGUGUGCGCAAGUCCAUCGGCCGGAGCAUGCACGAUGUCGACCAGGCCAUUCACGUCUUGGACAGCCUGCUGCUAAGCGUUGCUAUGAUCAUCAUGGUUCUCGUGUUUGUGUCCUUUGUCACGACCGGUGCCGCAACUGUGAUUGCGGCCGCAGCUACGUCUCUGCUGUCUCUCUCGUUCGUCUUCUCCGUCACCGCACAGGAAGUGCUCGGUUCCUGCGUCUUCCUGUUUGUCAAGCAUCCAUUCGACAUUGGCGACCGCGUGGAAAUCAACAGCCAGGAGCUUUUUGUCGAGGAGAUCUCGCUGCUGUACACCGUCUUCCGUUCCGUCGCCGAUCAACGCAUCACACAGGCAGCCAACAACGUGCUCAACACCGCCUGGAUCGACAACCUCACGCGAGCGCGGGCCAUGCGCGAACGCAUCUCUCUCUACGUCGAUUUCGGCACCACCUUCGCCGACAUCCAGCUGCUGAAAAUGGAGAUGGAGAAGUUUGUCCGGGACAAGGAGAACAACCGCGACUUCCAGCCGGAUAUCGAGAUUGAAGUCAUCGGCAUUGGCAGCAUGGACAAACUGGAGCUGCGCAUAGAAAUCCGGCACAAGUCCAACUGGUCCAACGAGACGGUCCGCGCUUCACGCCGGUCGAAGUUUAUGUGUGCUUUGGUGUUGGCGGUGCGCAAGGUGCCCAUUCUGGCCCCCGGCGGCGGCGGCGCUGCCCUCGGUGACCCCAGCAACCCUUCGUACUCGGUCAGCAUCACGGACGACAAGGCGAAGGAGUACCGCACACAGGCCGCAGAGAAGAAAGAGGCCGCUCGGCUCGUGCCCACCAGCCAAAUGAUCGAGCUGCAGUCCACCAUGGAUUCUAGAGCCGCCAUGGGCGCGAAAUCGAGCGGCGUCGAGACCGUCGCCAACACCAACAACGGCACCCUCGAGCAACGCCGUCCGGGGUCCAUCAAGAAGAUGAGCGAAGCGGAUUUCGUCGAGGCGCUGAACAGUCGUCCGGCAGGGUAUGACCUGGCGCGUCCCGAUGAAUCGGCGCAAUUGUAUCGCGUUCCCAGCGCGACCUCGGCCGUGAGCCGCGAGCAGUUGAGCGUCGUCGGCCACGACACUCUGGGCGUCAAUGAUGAUCAAGCCUCGCUUCUCCGCGCGCCGUCUACAGGCCGUCGAAAGGGUGGCAAUACCAUCGAUACCUACAACAUGAACAACAACCUGGAAACCAGCCGCAGCAACAACUACGAAGCAAUCUCACCUAUCCGCCAACCAUCCCCCCUCCUCGUACCUCCAUCUGUCACAGGCGCUGUCCCAUCCUCAUCAUCCUCCUCAUUCCACCAGCAGCAGCAAACAAACACUUCUGCAACCGACCGCUACGAAAUCCCCAGCUACUACUCUGCCGCUGUCAGCGUGGGCGGUGCUUCUUCAGACCACCCGGGCACAGUUAGCAGCCCUUACGAAACCAACAAUCCAUAUGCAGCAAGUUAUGGAAACACAUCCCAUUCCACCAUUCCGCCUAUCACUACUACUACUACAACAGCUCCUCAGUACCGAACCUCUCCGCCACAAUACCAGUCGCCUCCUCGCUCUGCUCAGCAACAACAAACGCCUGCAGCGGAUGAGGAUGAGGAACGCAAUAAAUGA